Aureobasidium musti is the source of this 1140-nucleotide messenger RNA. The record is from the annotation of a GenBank genome assembly. Lineage: Eukaryota; Fungi; Ascomycota; Dothideomycetes; Dothideales; Saccotheciaceae.
AUGUCCAAGGUUGAUAACAAGAGUAACAAGCGCAAGGGCGCAUCUGAGCCCAGCGUAACCACCAAGAAGGUCAAAACCACCACUGUCGAGAAGCCCGCACCAAAGUCGGCCCUCAAGAAGACCGAAACUACAACCACUACCACUACCAAGGCCAAGAAAGAAGUCAAGGAGGAUGCACCCGCUAGAGCCACCAGAUCAACGAGGAAGCGCGCCGAGGAUUUCCUAGAGCCAGAAGAGAAGCCCGCAAAGAAGACGACGACUGUCAAGCCCGAGAGCGCCUCAUCAAAGGUCUCGAAGACUAAGGCUAAAGCCAGCCCAAAGGCUGCUGUUGAAGAGGAGGAAAUCGUCCUUGCCAACGAGACAGACAGCGAGGCCGAGGCCGAAGAGGACGAUCAAACUGCUGCCCUGCUCGCUGGCUUUGAGAGCAGCGACGAUGAGAACGACCCACAAGACGAUGGCAUUGCUCUGGACAAGCUCCCCGCUGUGCCCAACAUGAAGGAGGUUCGCAAGCAACUGAAGGAUGCUCAGCAAGACGAGGAGAACACUCCCGGAGUCGUUUACAUUGGACGUUUGCCGCAUGGUUUCUUCGAGGCGCAAAUGCGCGAGUACUUCAGCCAAUUCGGCGAUAUCACCCACUUGAGAAUGGCACGCAACAAGCUUACUGGACGCUCAAAGCACUACGCUUUCAUCGAGUUCGGAUCCGCCGCAGUCGCAGAGAUUGUAGCCAAGACCAUGGACAAGUACUUGCUUUUCGGUCAUCUUCUGCAGGUCAGACGCAUUCCCGCCGAGCAGGUUCACGAAAAGUUGUGGAAGGGUGAGGGUGGAAGAUUCAAGGUCAUGCCGCGCAACAAGAUCGAAGGUGGUAUGUUGAAGAGAGGUACCACAAGAGAGGGUUGGGAGAAGAGAAUCGAGAGAGAGGCCGAGGCCAGAAACAAGAAGGCCGCACAGCUCAAGGAGUUGGGCUAUGACUUCGAGAUGCCCUCUACUCGCGAGGCCGAGGGUGCAGCUUUGCUUACUGGCGCCGAUGUGGCCGCAGUUCUGGACAAGCAGGAAGAGCAACCGGUAGUCAAGGAGACCAAGAAGGCAGCACCUGCGGAGAAGGCAGGCGCCAAACCAAAGAAGGCAAAGGUUUCGGCAUAG